AUGGCUACUUCAUCUUCAUUCUCCUCCUCCUCCCUCUACGUUGGUGAUCUCCACCCAGACGUCUCUGAGUCCCUCUUGUUCGAGCUGUUCAACCAGAUUGGUCCAGUUGCUAACCUUAGGAUCUGCCGUGACACUACCACCCGUCGUUCCCUGAGCUAUGCUUACAUCAACUACCACAGCGCUGCUGAUGCCGAGCGUGCUUUGGACACGUUGAACAACAACCCAAUCAGGGGCAAGCCAUGCCGCAUCAUGUGGUCUCAGCGUGACCCAAGCCUCAGAAAGUCUGGCGUCGGCAACAUCUUCAUCAAGAACCUCGACAAGACUGUUGACCAUAAGGCCCUCUACGAUACGUUCUCGGCCUUUGGCAACAUUCUGUCCUGCAAGGUCGUCACCGACGAGACCAACGUCUCCAAGGGUUACGGCUUCGUCCACUACGAGAGCCAGGAGUCUGCUGAGAAGGCCAUCGCCAAGGUCAACGGAAUGAUGAUCAACAACCUCAAGGUCUACGUCGGUCCAUUCAAGUCGUCCAAGGAGAGAGGUGCAACCCACGAGCUCAAGUACACCAACGUCUUUGUCAAGAACCUCAACGAGGACGUCACCAUUGAGGAGCUGACCCACAUGCUCGCUGUCUACGGCCCAAUCACCAACGUCGCCAUUAUGUCUGACGAGGAUGGCAAGAGCAAGGGCUUCGGUUUCGCCAACUUUGAGACCCCAGACGCUGCCAAGAGAUGCGUCGAGGCCGAGAACGGAAAGGUCCACAACGGCAAGCCAUUGUACGUUGGACGUGCCCAGAAGAAGAUGGAGCGUGAGGCUGAGCUCAAGUCCCUCCGCGAGACCAAGUACCAGGGUGUCAACUUGUACAUCAAGAACUUGGACGACACCAUCGACAACGAGAGACUGCGUGCCACCUUUGCUCCAUUCGGCACCAUCACCUCCUCCAAGGUCAUGAGAGACGACUCUGGCGGCAAGGGCACCUCCAAGGGCUUUGGCUUUGUCUGCUACUCGUCCCCAGACGAGGCCAGCAAGGCUGUCGCCGAGAUGCACGGUCGCAUGGUCGGUACCAAGCCACUGUACGUCGCUCUUGCCCAGCGCAAGGAGAUCCGUCGCGCUCAGCUUGAGGCUCACCACAGCAAGCUAAAGACCGUCCCACGUGGAAUCCCAGCUUCCCCACUCUACCCAGGCGGCCCAUUCAUCUACCCACAGCCAACUGGCAUGCCAGUCGUUUACCCCCAGAUGAUGCCACGUCCACCACGUCAGGGAUGGACCGGUCCAGUCCCACCCCAGGGUCAGUACCCAAUGCCAUACCAGACCGUCCGCAACCCACGCGGAGGUGUCCCACAGGCCAACCACCGUGGUCAGCCAAGACCCAGACCAGACGGACAGCAGCCAGUCGUUCCACAACAGCCAGCCGCCGCCUCGCCAGUCGAGCCAACCAUCACCGAGCCAACCACCCAGGAGCAGAUCAGCUUGAACACCAUCAAGGCCAUGCAGCGUGAUCAGCAGAACUCCAUCCUCGGAGAGAUGUUGUACCCAUUGAUCCACGCCAGCCAGCCAGAUCUCUCUGGUAAGAUCACUGGUAUGCUCCUCGACUCGCUCACCGUCGACGACCUCUUCCAGCUUGUCCAGAGAUCCGACCUCUUGGCCGAGAAGAUCAAGGAGGCUUUGGAGGUUCUCACCAACCCAGCCGAGGAGACUCCUGCCAACUAG
Acytostelium subglobosum LB1 is the source of this 1707-nucleotide messenger RNA. RefSeq lists its product as hypothetical. Bases 1 to 1707 code for a protein of 568 amino acids. Lineage: Eukaryota; Evosea; Eumycetozoa; Acytosteliales; Acytosteliaceae. Gene Ontology annotation, molecular function: RNA binding. The transcript is spliced from 2 exons. Gene Ontology annotation, cellular component: ribonucleoprotein complex. The record is from RefSeq and is a predicted model, not a curated record.